Alligator sinensis (Chinese alligator) is the source of this 7662-nucleotide messenger RNA. It is a transcript of the gene ADAMTS12, whose product is annotated as ADAM metallopeptidase with thrombospondin type 1 motif 12. Gene Ontology annotation, cellular component: extracellular matrix. Bases 115 to 5046 code for a protein of 1643 amino acids. The record is from RefSeq and is a predicted model, not a curated record. Gene Ontology annotation, molecular function: metalloendopeptidase activity. The transcript has 24 exons. Gene Ontology annotation, biological process: extracellular matrix organization; proteolysis. NCBI's taxonomy places the organism in Eukaryota, Metazoa, Chordata, Crocodylia, Alligatoridae.
UUCUCUCCGCAUUAAUUUCCCUCUACCGCCUGCCAUGCAACUUUACACUUUCCUCUCCAGCUAGGAGUUUGCUAAAUACGCUGAGUCCACUGUAUUGUUUCCCCCAACUAAAACAUGCCAUGUGUCCAGAGAAGCUGGAUUGCAAACUUUUCCUUUUGGGUUCAGUUCCUUCACAUUCCAGUGCUCUGCUAUGGUAGAAAUCCUCCACCGGGCAGAUUUUUCUAUCCAGACAAGAAGCAAGAGCACUUUAUCAAGGCGCUGCAAGAAUACCACGUGGUUGGACCUACAAAAGUAGAUGUGAAUGGGUGUUUUCUCUCCUACAAUUUGCAGCAUCAUACUUCAAGUGCCAGGAGAAAAAGAGACCUCAGUCAAAAGGAAAAUUUUGUAUAUUAUAAAAUUAGCCACAAGGAGAAGAACCUGUUUUUUAACUUGACUGUUAAUGAAGAAUUUCUUUCCAAUAACUAUGUACUGGAAAGGAGAUAUGGGAACUACACUGGUGCAAAAGUUGUGCCUCGCUCAGGAACUUCAUGUCACUUUAUUGGCGUGGUACUGCAUCCAGACGAUGGACAUGGGACUGCAGUGAUCAGCACUUGUAAUGGCCUGACGGGAUAUUUCCACCUGCCACAUGAGGACUACUUCAUUGAGCCUGUUCAAAAGUAUCCAGUGACAGAAGGAACACCUCACCUACACAUCAUCUAUAGAGCACAUGUCCCUCAAAAUGCUGAAAGGCAGCGACGGGAGCCCGUAUUGGGAAAGGAAGGAGCUUGUGGAUUGAACGAUACUUUCAGCUUUUUCAAACACCAAGAGCAUCGGAGGGAGAGGUGGGAAGGAAACCAUGUGGCAGCCAAAACUCUCUCUCGGCGCUCUGUCAGCAAGGAGCGAUGGGUGGAGACACUUGUAGUUGCAGACAGUAAGAUGAUUGAAUACCAUGGAAGUGACAAUGUGGAAUCCUACAUCCUCACUAUAAUGAAUAUGGUCACAGGGUUAUUCCAUGAUCCAAGCAUUGGCAAUGCAAUCCACAUCGUGCUGGUUCGGCUUAUUCUUCUUGAGGAGGAAGAGCAAGGUUUGAAAAUUGUUCAUCAUGCAGAUAAGACAUUAGCCAGCUUCUGUAAAUGGCAGAAGAGCAUCAACCCUAAAAGUGAUGUCAACCCUAUACACCAUGAUGUGGCCGUCCUUAUAACUAGGAAGGACAUUUGUGCUGGCAUGAAUCGUCCCUGUGAAACCUUGGGUUUGUCUCAUCUGUCUGGUAUGUGUCAACCUCACCGGAGCUGUAAUAUUAAUGAAGAUUCUGGAUUGCCCUUGGCAUUCACUAUUGCACAUGAACUUGGACACAGUUUUGGUAUCCAGCAUGAUGGAAAAGAUAAUGACUGUGAGCCUGUUGGAAAGCGUCCAUACAUCAUGUCCCGGCAGCUACAGUAUGACCCUUCUCCACUUACCUGGUCACAGUGCAGCAAGGAAUACAUCACCCGUUUCCUAGACCGAGGGUGGGGAUUCUGCCUGGAUGAUAUCCCAAAGAAGAAGAUUUUAAAAUCCCCUCUCAUUGCCCCUGGUGUUAUCUAUGAUGUACAUCAUCAGUGCCAGCUGCAGUAUGGUCCCAAUGCUACUUUCUGUGAAGAGGUGGAUAAUAUCUGCCAGACACUCUGGUGUUCUGUGAAAGGUUCUUGCCGAUCAAAACUAGAUGCUGCUGCAGAUGGAACCAGAUGUGGAGAAAACAAGUGGUGCUUCACCCGUGAGUGUAUUACAGUGGGCAAGAAUCCAGAAGCAAUUAACGGCGGAUGGGGUACUUGGUCCUCCUGGUCCCAUUGUACAAGGACAUGUGGAGCAGGAGUUCAGAGUUCAGAGAGACAAUGCAGUAACCCAGAGCCACAGUUUGGAGGAAAGUACUGCACGGGAGAAAGGAAACGCUAUCGCAUGUGUAACAUUAGCCCUUGUCAGGGAGGCAUGCCAACCUUUCGUCAGAUGCAAUGCAGUGAGUUUGACACAGUUCCCUACAAGAAUGAAUUGUACCAGUGGAUUCCAAUUUAUACCACAGCUAAUCCUUGUGAGCUCCACUGCCGUCCUGUGGAUGCUCAAUUUUCACAGAAAAUGCUGGAUGCAGUUCUUGAUGGUACUCCUUGCUUUGAAGGAAACAACGGCCGAGAUAUCUGUAUUAAUGGCAUGUGUAAGACUGUUGGCUGUGAUUAUGAGAUAAAUUCUAAUGCAACUGAAGAUCAAUGUGGAGUUUGCCUGGGAGAUGGCUCUGCUUGUCAGACAGUGACGAUGAUGUUCAAUCAAAGUGAAGGAGUAGGUUAUGUUGACAUUGGGCUGAUUCCAAAAGGUGCAAGGGACAUCAGGGUCAUAGAAGUGACAGAAACAGAAAAUUUCCUUGCAGUACGGAGUGAAGACCCAGAAAAGUAUUACCUAAAUGGGGGUUUUAUUAUCCAGUGGAGUGGAGAGUACAAAGUAGCAGGAACAGUAUUUUUAUAUGCGAGAAAAGGAGAUCUAGAAAAUCUGACUGCAUCUGGACCCACCAAUGAGUCCGUGUGGAUACAGCUACUCUUUCAGGAGAAUAACCCUGGCAUAAAGUAUGAAUACACUAUACGUAAAGAAGGAAGCCAUGAGAAUGACAUAGGUGAGCCAGAAUUUUUUUGGCAAUAUGGAGACUGGACUGAUUGCAGCGUAACCUGUGGAAGAGGUAUUAGGCGACAGAUUGCCCACUGUGUGAGAAAGGGGAGUGGUGUGAUCAAAAACACGUUCUGUGACCCAGAGAUGCAACCAAAUGGACGACAAAAGAAAUGCAGUGAAAAGGAUUGUCCACCCAGGUGGUGGGCAGGAGAAUGGCAGAAGUGUUCAACCACAUGUGGCCCAACAGGACAGAAGAAGCGAACUGUCCUUUGCAUCCAAACUGUGGGAUCUGAUGAGCAGGCUCUGGCUGCUACUGAAUGCCAGCAUCUGCUUAAGCCAAAGAUUCACGUUUCAUGCAAUAGAGAUGUCCUAUGCCCAUCUGACUGGACAGUGAGCAACUGGACUGAGUGCACUGUUUCUUGCGGUGGUGGGGUACGGACUCGUAACAUUACUUGUGCUAAAAACAAUGACGAGCCAUGUGAUAUUUCAAAAAGACCAAAUUCUAAGGCCCUGUGUGGACUCCAGCAAUGUCCUGCUAGAAAGUUGAUGAUAUCCCCACUAACACCCGAAAGAGGAAAGAUCCUAAUCAGAAAAACAGCUGGUAAUCCCAGAAGAGGCCCACCAGGCAGAAAAACCAUCCCUAAACCACGUCCAAGAGUCCAGGUGACAACAAAAGCACCUGAGACCAGAAGCACACUCACCCUGGCACCUACAUCUGCCAUUCCUGUCAACUCUUCUAAAGCCAUGGACGACAUGGAAAUAAAAAUGUCCCAGAACACUUCUACCAGAUCAGAUGACGAUUAUAAUCCGCCCUCUGUGUUUAAUGGGAGCAGCUCACACCAAAAUAGCACUUUCUGUCCUAUAAGUAAUAGCUCAAAAAGUGAAAAUAUAAGGGAUGCCAAAAAUAUCUCUAAUACAAAACCAAGCACUACUUCAGAAGGGAUCAUGGUACCAAGAGGAGUGACCAGUCAUUCCUUCUCAUUUACUGGAAGUCCAGGAGUUACUCCAGGCUAUGAUUACUUAACCGAGGAAUCAGAUGAUACUGACUGGUCAGUAGGAGGAAGUGAAAAACCUACUGCCAUUCCUGACACCAUAAGCAACCCAGCAAUCAAAACAGAGAGCACAAGACCAAAAGCCAGCUCCGAUAUAAUAAAAAAUGAGAGUCAAACCCCCAAAGUCUCACCAACAUUUAUUCAAUAUGAAUCUUCUACACCAUCUUCCAGCAGCAUAGUAGCAGAAACAAUGGCACCUUUAACAACAGCAAACCCCCGAAACAUCAGUGUACAGAUAGAUACACCUGUUACAAAUAUGGCCCCCACAGAAGGAUCUGUCACAAUAAAGCCAAUGGUGUUUGGUGACAUAUUAAGGAAACAGAAUAAUAAUAGAAUGGAAAUGGAACACACUGACAAGAUAACUUACACUCAGAGUACAAGAUCUCCAAGUCUUGGAGGUGCUCCAAAGAAUCAAAGUAUAAUUUCAGAGGAAAUUUGUCCAGAUACUACAGAACUAGACCAUCCAACAGUGUCCAACAGAUUGGGGAGUGGUGGCUACUGGAUUGUGGGGAACUGGAGUGAGUGUUCUACCACCUGCGGUCUGGGGGCUUUUUGGAGACACGUGGAAUGUAGCAGUAAGAAUGAGUCUGACUGUCAACAUGUUAAAAAACCUGACCCUGCAAGAAGAUGUUAUCUCCGCCCAUGUGCUAACUGGAAAACAGGAAACUGGAGUAAGUGCUCUACAAAUUGUGGUGGUGGUUUCAGGACCCGUGAUAUUCAGUGCACAGAUGUUCAUGAUAAGCGAGUUCUAAGGCCUUUUCAUUGCCAAUUAGUAGGACAUAAACCACAGCUGAACAUCCGUUGUAAUACAGAGCCCUGCAUGGAGUGGCGUGCGGAGCCCUGGAAUGAGUGUUCAAGAACAUGUGGUGGAGGCUGGCAAGAAAGACAUGUUUACUGCCCAGUUGAGGACUACUGUGACUGGAUGAAAAGGCCCAACUCCACUGCGCCUUGCAGAGAGCAACCUUGUACACAGUGGGUUAACGGGACGUGGAAUUCAUGCACCGUGUCCUGUGGAGGAGGUAUUCAGCAAAGAGCAGUAAUGUGUGUCAAUACAGAAAACUAUGCUACUGAAAAUCAAAGUAUGUGUGAGCAUGAGCCCAAGCCUCCAGAAUCUCAGAAAUGCAAUCUCCUGGAGUGCAAGAAAAGUCCAGGCCUACUUUGCAACAAGGACAACAUGUCAGUUCAUUUCUGCCAAAAAUUAAAAGAGAUUGGCAAAUGUUUGAUACCAUCCAUACAGACUCAGUGCUGCUUCACAUGCAGCCAGACCCAAAUUGCUAAUAAAACAAGACAGGGGAAGCAGCCAGAAGACCUGAAAGAACAACACUACGCUAAACCUAGAAGAAAAUCAGCUCUAAUCAAAAAAAGGAACAGCCGACCUGUUGGGCACUAGCUGUUUGGAAUGUGAUGCAUUUAAUCAAGGCUUCUGUUUCCAGGUGUUUUUUCUCUUUUUGAUCCAUCCAGUUCAAAUAGAAAACUGGGAUUAAAAGGAAACAUACAUUUUUAGGGCAAUCUAUUCCAAUUUAUUCCUUCAAUCUUUCCUUUAUGAGAGUCGCAAAUUAAUCAUGAAUGAUUUAUAAUCCCUGUUUGUUCCUGGAUCAUCCUAUGCAUGCAGGUAUUACAGGUCAGGAACACGCUUACUGGAAUUUUUUGUCUUCAAAUGAAUGUAAUGCUUUUUGUUUUUCUCCAUUGGCAAAAAAAGAAUGAAAUUUAGUCUCCCAAAGCAGCUUAAAAUAUCAGCUGAUACUAGUAUGUGUCGCAGUUGGGUCCAAGAGCCUCAAAUGCUCAACAAAUAUUACUUAACAGUGCAAAAUGAUCCUCUUUAAUCUAUAACAAAGAUCUCUACCACAUAUUCCACACUCUGAAUCAGUUAUUUCUGUUGGUGUCACUCUGUAAUGCCGAAGUGGUGGAAAAAGUUAUUACAGCUCUCUCAAAGUCAGCUGAGGCCCUUAGUUUUGUGGGUUUUUUUAAAAUAUCUGUUUGAGCCAACUGUGUUUAUUUAAAUUGCUUCUUCACUGUUGUCCUUUUGAAAGGCUGAUAACACAAAAAUACCAUCAUCCUCUUAACACAGUUGGUUAUGAACUUGUAUUUGUAGACUGGAUUUAAUUAUCAAAUUAUAUUAAACAAAAAAGUGCUUGAUACUUAACUGCUUAAAAGAUAUCUCAUAAAUACUUAGUUCUAGGCAGGAAUCUAUUGAUGCAAAUAUAUUAGCUAAUAUGUAACAUGUAUGAAUCUGUUAAUCAAGAUAAUGGGCCUGAUCUGGCACUAUUGAACCAAAUGAUGAACCUGAUUUGGGUGAGAACUACAUUGGGUCUCUUGAAUUAUGCAAGGGUUUGGUGCUCAAGUUCCAUUACAGUUCAACAGGAGUUGAACACACCUCAGCUCUUCAAGGGAGCAUGCAAUUCUCCAGCCUACCCUGAAGUGUCCUAAAGAGUUUCAGAAUGUGUUGUAUAAGGACUUCUUGGUUUAAUGCAGCUGUAAGAUAGAAUACACAGCCAAGAAUGGAAGUGCUGCUCUGGAAAAAGGGGUAGGAAUGUAAAUAGUCAUACUUGUAGGCUGACAUUGUAAACCUGAUUCAGUGUGCUAAUUAAGGCUUGUUACUGGAACCAUGUAGGUAAGCACAGCCACUCACCUGCAUGGGACCAUUUGUGACUUCCAGCCAAGGGCUUUGUUCUUCACUUUAAGUCUUGUGUGACAUUGUGUGAGAUAUCAGGCCUCUUCAUUUGUGCAAGGCAGUUUAAACCCCAUUGCAGCUAAUGGUUUAUGACACUUUAAAACAGCUGUUAAAAAUGGUGCUAACCCCAUCCAGUAUGGCUGGAUGACAGCUACAGUGCUGUAUAGGGUGUAUAUUCAUGUGCAUGUGCAUAACCUGUAGCACAUACAUUUCUAAAACUAUCCUUUCUGUGGUGUUACUGGACAGUGCUAGGUCUCUUGCUUAUUAUAUAGAGUGAUUUGCUUUAAAAAUGGUUUGCUUUUAUCUUUCAAAAUCUUGAAGAAUGAGUGUUACACUGAGAAAUAAAAUUGAAACUCAUUCGUAUUAUUUGUGUACAAAAUUAUUAAAUAAAAUAAGAGGCUAGAAGUGGUGCUUGUUUGGCUUGGGGAAUGGUUUCACAGGGUUUUCCGAUGCAGCUGUUUUCUCAAGCAGAGACUAUGCAGCCAAGUCCUAUGCAAUUCCUUGAGGGCCAACAGCUAACCCACUUAUGUCAAUAUAAAUUGUAUUUGCUGUCCAGCAGCAUCUCUCAGGAACUGGGACUGAAAAAUUAAAGAGAUUUGCUUCUCCACUGAAUCCUUUAGGCUCAGAGUGACCUAGGGCAUUUUGCCCACAUGGAACAAAAUGGGCUAGUAGACUCAUACCUGGGCCGCUCAUACAGGAGACUGACCAAAUGAGCAAAGUGGAAGCAUGAAUAUAUGAUACCCAGCUGGGAUCUCCUAUGCUCACUACAGCCAGGAUGGAGUAAAUAGCAUUUCCAGCUUCAUUAUUUUCUUCAGGGAAACGUGUUUUAUUUAAACUUGUUGGAUGUGAAUUGGUGACAGGUCAUGAACAUUAAUCAAAUGAUCUUCACUACUUAGAGGGCCAAAGAGUAGUAUUACCACAGCUGGUGCUAAGCUUAAAACUUUUUUAAAAGACUGUGACAAGCCUUUGUACUCCCACAAUGCAAUAUAUUAUUCUGUUCUGCAGGUUCUUAUACUGAAUUCAUCACCUCUGUGCCUACAAUAUACUGACUGCAUCUGCAACUGACUGCCUUGAUCAGUUUAGCAAGUUUCUGUUUUUAUAAAAUUAAUCUUUUAAAUAAAACUGGGAUUGUGGCCUUAGUUCUAAUGAUUACUAACCUCAAAAUUGAAUUAACUGCAGCCUACAUGCACAGUGUAAUCAUGUUACUUUCUUAUUCAGAGUCUUGUCUGAAUCCAUAUGUUGCUCUACAGUUCUCUUUGCCCAGUAUCUGCCCUACCUAUCCUAACACUUAACUGCUUAAAAGGCAAAUAUUAACAGUUUAUUUUUUACAUUUCA